GAUUUAGCGAUUGAAACUGGGGGUUGUGUUUCAGAUUCGUUAGAAAUGGCAAGGUUUGGGCGUGAUCAUGCCGCAACAACCCUAGUCGUUGCUGGUGUACGCUUUAUGGGAGAAUCCGCCAAAAUUUUAAGCCCAGAAAAAAGAGUCUUGGUACCUGACAUGGAAGCUAAUUGCUCAUUGGACUUAGGUUGCCCUGAUGAAGAGUUUGCAAAAUUUCGCGCCCAAUACCCUGACCAUACCGUUGUGGUUUAUGCCAAUACCAGUGCAGCGGUCAAGGCACAAGCAGACUGGAUGGUAACCUCAUCGAUUGCUCUACCCAUUGCUCGUCACUUAAAAGCCCAAGGCAAAAAAAUCCUCUGGGCGCCUGAUAAACACUUAGGGGGGUAUAUCCAAAAAGAAACAAGAGCAGAAAUGGUGCUGUGGAAAGGCUCGUGUAUUGUGCAUGACGAAUUCAAAGCCAUCGAACUCGAAAACCUCAAAAAACAAUACCCUAAUGCAAAAGUUUUGGUGCAUCCAGAAUCCCCCGCCGAUGUCGUGCGUCUAGCUGACGUGGUAGGCUCAACCUCUGCCAUCCUUAAAGCAGCGCGUGAGCUUGACGCUGACACAUUCAUUGUUGCCACUGACAACGGCAUGAUGCAUGCUUUGCGACAACAAAAUCCACAAAAAUUUUUCCUCGAAGCACCGACCGCCGGAUCAUCAGCAACGUGCAAAAGCUGCGCUCACUGCCCAUGGAUGGCCAUGAAUGAUUUACAAAAUUUGUUAGAAGUGCUCGAAACAGGACGCAAUGAAAUUCACAUCGAUGAAACCAUCCGUACCAAAGCCCUAGUCCCGAUUGAUCGGAUGCUUGCCUUUGCAAAGGAUUACAAAGCGCAGCAAGAAAAAGAUCAACUUGAUGGCACUCACCAUGUUCUGCCACGUCGUGUGUCAAUCACGGCACUUUUGGGUAGCAUUAUCUUGGUAAGCUGUUAUGCUUUGUUACAAAAUCAUUGGUGGGGUCAUCCAGCAGGAAAACCGUUAACCGUGGCUAGUAUUCAGGGUAAUAUUUCGCAAUCCAUCAAAUUUAGUGCUGAUGGCCUACAACUCUCAUAUGACACUUAUAUAAAAUCUCUUGAAAAUCAAAGUGUUGACUUGGUUAUCACGCCUGAAUCAGCCCAUCCGGUAGCACUGGCACAAGUGAUGGAUCAAGUCGGCGAGCGUAUCGUUCAUGCAACAAAGACCAACCACACAUACUACUUACUGGGGGCAAUUUCUGAAGAUUCAGCAACUGAGUAUGCCAAUAGUGCUUAUGUGAUGAACCCAGAUGGGCAAUUUUAUUAUCGAUACGAUAAACAUCACUUAGUCCCUUUUGGUGAAUACAUCCCUGACCUAUUUGAAUGGUUUGUCAAACUAUUACAAAUGCCUUUUGGCGAAUUCCAAGCUGGCGCACUGGUACAAAACCCCGUACGGGUUAAAUCAUUAUGGAUUGCUCCUAACAUUUGUUACGAAGAUUUAUUUGGUGAAGCAAUUGCUCGCUCUAUCCGACAAAAUAGCCAAAAAGGCAUGCAGCCACACAUCCUUGCCAAUAUCACCAACCUUGGCUGGUUUGGCUACGUGAUGGUACUUGACCAACAUUUGCAAAUUGGUAGAAUGCGCGCUUUUGAAACUCAAAAACCGAUUAUUCGCACAACUAAUACAGGUAUUACUGCUUAUAUUGGUGCCAAUGGUCAA
This is a messenger RNA of Darwinula stevensoni, 1707 nucleotides long. The record is from the annotation of a GenBank genome assembly. Lineage: Eukaryota; Metazoa; Arthropoda; Ostracoda; Podocopida; Darwinulidae.